Molecule: messenger RNA, 1267 nt
Organism: Asterias rubens (European starfish)
Lineage: Eukaryota; Metazoa; Echinodermata; Asteroidea; Forcipulatida; Asteriidae
Product: abnormal cell migration protein 13-like
Exons: 4
Coding region: 269-1183 (304 amino acids)
Molecular function (GO): protein binding
Source: RefSeq, a predicted model, not a curated record
UGCUUUUAAGGACUAGCCUCAAUUUUUUAAUAAUUCCUACAGAGUCAAUGGACUAGUGCCAAGUUAGGACCUAUCGUUAUGCACUGUGUGUUACAAAACAGUGCACCAUCAAAUGUGUAAAUCUACACCACUCAGGAAAUGAGCUCAAACCGGAAGCAAGUUGCAAGGACAGAAACAUCUAGGCGUAUCCUGUUGGUCCUAUAAAACAGAAACACCCGACAAUUGUUUUAGUAAUAAUUUAGUUAGUAGUAUACACUGUGGUCCAAACAUGGCAUGCUCAAGGUGUGGUUUGGUGUUCGUGGUGUUUCUUGGCGUUUUGAUGACCGACUUUGCAAACAGCAUUGAGUACCUGACCAAUGAAUGCAAUGACGUGCUAUACGUGGGGGACGGUGGCGGGACACUAGUCUCCCAAUCCGGGUUGAAUUAUGCAUCCAACGUGGACUGCACCGUCAUUGUACAAGCCUCCCUGGGUCGCCGGAUCCUGUUAACCUUCGAGAAGUUCGACACUGAGGGUUCGGGUUUUGGCACAUGUUUUACGGACUACCUAGAAGUGUUCGAUAGUGACAUGUCCAGUAUCCGGAGACUCUGCGGGACGGCUGUACCUGGUGACAUCACUUCUGUGAAUAAUAGCCUCAUAUUACAAUUCACCACGGACAGCUCCAUUGACAGAACGGGGUUCUCAUUUGCGUACACUUCUUUUCAUACGGGUUUUUGCAGCUCGAACGAGUUCACGUGCAACAACGGCCGGUGCAUUGAUAGCGAUCUGGAAAAUAAUCAGUACGACAACUGCGGCGAUGCCAGUGACGAACCUUACGAUUUUGACAUUGACAUUGACAUUGACGAUGCCAUCGGCACAGCCAAUAAUUUCCUGCGUUUGGGAAUCGGGAUUAUCAUCGCCAUCAUUAUCGCUAUUAUUGCCCUUAUCGUCCUGAUCUGUGUCUGUAUCGGUUGUAUCUGCUUCCACGUGUGUUGUAAGACCUCGGCUUCCCAGCGCUCCAACGCCGUGGUAAUGACUUCAGCCAGUCAGCAGCCAGCCGGUCAGGUUGCGUACAGCCAGCCACCGCCAGCAUACGGCCAGCCUGGACCGUACGGGCAGCCCACUACGGUGCCGUACGGCAACCCCGCCGCCCCGUUCGGCCAACCCAAUGGAGAGCAAGCGGCCCCGUUGGUAGAGAAACCUUAGUCAUUCUUUACUUUCUUCAUUUUCUUUAAACAGCAGCCCAUUUUUUUACGAAACGCUUAAAGGAACACGUUGCCUUGGAUCGGU